AUGGCCUCGGUUGAGCGGUCUUUGCAGAGCAGGGAUGUGUUUCCAAGUGUCGAAGUAAUUUCCAAAAAUGCGAUUGUGGCCGAAUUUUGCCAUCUUCUAGAAAAAUCUAAGCAACUUUUCAAUGGGCUUCGCGAUCUUCCGCAAUACGGGCACAAACAGUGGCAAACCUAUUUCGGCCGAACUUUUGAUGUUUAUACUAAAUUAUGGAAGUUCCAGCGCCAUCAUCGAGAAGUUUUGGAUGAUGUUUAUGGUCUAUCUCGUUGGCAGAUCGGCGAAAUCGCCUCUAAAAUUGCACAACUUUACUACCACUACUAUUUAAGGACUAGUGAUACGUCCUACCUUAUGGAGGCUUUUUCAUUUUUCACUGCAAUUCACGAGAGAAAGUAUUUUUCUCAGAUCAGUAAAGAUGAUGCUACUGAGCAGGCGGUAAAAAAGCUACGUUACUAUGCGCGAUUUAUUAUUGUUUGUCUUCUGUUGAAGCGUGUGACUACUGCUCGAGAGCUUAUCAAGGAAUUCAAUAUACAUAUUUUGGAUCAUACGAAUAAUUUUGAUGCCGUUGCACAAGCGGAGUGGAGCAGUGUUAUUAAACAGAUUCAGUCUUUUGUCGAUGCCGAUAAUAUCUGCACCAUUUUAAACGUCGAUUCAUCACCGGUUAUUGUCAGUGCUCGAUUGACUCAAUGUACUUGUCCACCAAUUGACACAGGCAAUAAUUUUCGAAGUCUUGAACUUUCUGAGAUCAUAAUUGUCGGAAAUACAUUUGACCAAGUUAAAUUCAGUGAAAUAACCAUCGACAUGUUCCGCAUACUUCAAUGUGUUGAACGCGAUCCUAAAGAUUGCUCUCGUCGAACCUCGGCCGCACUUUUCCCCCAAAAAAGUUUUGAAAAUGGCGAUGGAUAUGAACUUCCUUUUCCUAGUCCCAGUUUGUCGGACAAGAGAUUUAAAAAUCCCCACAAAUAUCUACUCUAUAAGCCCUCCUUUUCGCUAUUCAAUACCUUCAUGGCAACUGGGUUCAAGGAUCUUCCCUCAGAUGGGGCCCUUCUGCUCUACAUUUCAGCUGAUGGGCUGACUUGGUCCGAAAACUUUGCACAUCCUGAAGCAUCUCUGGCCAGUGGAUUCGACUUCGGUGGCGUUGUAACUAAUCCCCUUCGAGAGGGAAGCACUGGGCCUAAAACCAAACUCAAGCCAUAUCACCGUGAUCCCCAUUGUAUCCAUCCCGGAGAUCUUCUUGCCUAUACUCGCAAACCUCUCUUUCUGAUUGUCGAUAGUGAUAACAGCUCUGCAUUCAAGAACUUCCAAAGCCUUUUCAGUCAGCCACUGGUGUGCUUACUUUCUCCCAACACUCUUCCCACAGUACACGAUUGUGAUAGGCGAAAAGGAAAUCUUUUCACACUCUUCUUGCAUUCUCCGCUUAUGGGUCUUCUGCAAGUCUGUCGGUUCUCCAACAUCUCACUAAAGACUUGGGAACGAGCCGCAUCACUGGUCGAUUCCUUUAUGGGUGAAUGCUGCCGAAUUCUCCUCAGAGCUCGUCAACUUGAUCCUUCCAUUCAACAAUUCCUCUACGUAGAUUUCCUUCGAAUUUUCAUUCUACGUUUCUGUUUCUGUUCCAUGGUCUUCCGGCUACAUCGUGACUUCCAUGACUACCCCUCCUCCCAACCCGCUUUCCCUAUCUCAGAUAUUAUGGAGAGUCGUAUUCUGCAGAAAAUAUUUUCCGAUUUAACCCGCUUACUUGAAGUCGAAUCCCAGUUUGCUACUCCGACUGAUUUUUCACGGGAUUGGCUGGAAAGGAAGGUGGGAUUGGUGGAAUCUUAG
Messenger RNA from Rodentolepis nana, 1809 nucleotides. The record is from the annotation of a GenBank genome assembly. NCBI's taxonomy places the organism in Eukaryota, Metazoa, Platyhelminthes, Cestoda, Cyclophyllidea, Hymenolepididae.